Messenger RNA from Mollisia scopiformis, 2932 nucleotides. RefSeq lists its product as uncharacterized. NCBI's taxonomy places the organism in Eukaryota, Fungi, Ascomycota, Leotiomycetes, Helotiales, Mollisiaceae. The record is from RefSeq and is a predicted model, not a curated record. The transcript is spliced from 3 exons. Bases 341 to 2932 code for a protein of 863 amino acids. Gene Ontology annotation, cellular component: fungal-type vacuole membrane.
GCUCCAUUCGUCAACUUGGUUUCAGACAUUCAGACCCUGCCUAGACUCCGAGUCGAGAUUAUAGUUUGUAAAAAUCCGAGGGUAUAUCUCCAGACAGUCCGCUGCACAUUAAAAAGCAACACCAUUCAGUCAUAUCGCAGAUCCCGCUAGUGGCGCGCUACGAUACGCAAUCAGCACCAGCCGCAGCUUCCUGCCAACUCCUCAACACUGCACUCCAGUUGUUUCAUACACACGACCAGCUUCUACCCUUCUCUCCCCGUACCCAUCACCAACAUACUUUUGAAUCAGACGCAGACCGUCAAAGUACUACAUUGCGACAGAAACAGCUAUAAAAGUCUAAAUGUCCGACAACACCCCGCUCCUCGGCGGUACCUCCGAUCGACCGACCUCGAAACGUUCGAAUAGGUCGACUCACUCAAAUGAAUCUCAUGAACAAACACCUCUAUUAUCACGCACAGAUAGUGCUGAUCGAUACGAUGGCUCAGAAGAACAUCCCGCGAACGAUAGACUAGCCUCACCUGCAGCGACUUCUCUACGAUCGUUACAAAAUGGAGGAGGUUCAGUCAAGUCUACGAAGGGCGGUCGUAGAUGGCCAACAGUGGUUGCCGUCAGUCUGCUGGGCUUGAUCGUCAUAGCCAUCAUACUUGGCGUCUUCUUCACACCAGCAGCGGUUGAAGAGUAUGCCAAGCAAGCGUUGGUUAUAGAACCGACGAACUUGUCGAUAGAUUCGUUCACGAAGACCGGUGUGAAGGCCAGAGUGCAGGCAAACUUCAGGAUGGAUGCUUCUAGAGUAAAGAACGAGCAUGUAAGGAAUAUUGGACGCUUUGGAACUUGGAUCGCUCGAUCAGUCGAGAGCCAAGAAUCCAUGGUUGAGGUCUAUUUGCCUGAAUAUGGAAAUGUUCUUGUUGGCACAGCACAGGUGCCAAAGGUGGUUGUUGAUAUUCGAAACGGCCACACUACAGCGAUCGACUUCAUUACAGACCUACAGCCUGGAGACAUUGAAGGCAUUCGACAAGUUGCUAACGACUGGCUGGAGGGACGCUUAGACAAAAUCAGAUUGUUAGGCAAAGCAGAUGUUGCUCUGAAGACUGGUUUGAUUUCUCUUGGAUCUCAGACUAUCGUUGAGUCGCUGGUUUUUGAAGGUCAUGAUCUCCCAGCCAUUCCAGAAUAUAACAUUACUCGAUUAAACUUCAGAGAGGUUCCAAUAUCGACAACCGGUCGUCGUGGAAUGGCCGCAGAUGUUUCGUUGUCUCUUGUGAAUAGUUAUCCGAUCAAGCUUGAGAUUCCACCACUCGGAUUCGAUAUCCUCGUUCCUAAUUGCGGUAUCGAUGAUCCACAAAUCCGCCUUGCUGAUGCCACUACCGGUGCUAUUGACAUCGAGCCCUAUUUAGAUGUGCAUGUCGACGUGGGUGGCAUUGUUCGAGAAUUACCGCAGUCUUUGACUCAAGCCUGCCCUCACUCCCACUCCUCCCCGCUGGAUGCUUUGUUGGGCGAUUACAUCCAUGGCAAGGAUACAACAAUCUAUGUACGAGGCUCGAACGCACCGGACAGCAAUACUCCAGAUUGGAUCAGCAAGAUCAUUCAAAGUGUAACAGUACCUGUGCCUUUUCCAGGCCAUACAUUCGACGGCCUGAUCAAGAACUUCUCUUUGACGGACACGGAGUUCAGUCUCCCGGAUCCGUUCGCUGAUCCUGGUUCCGAUGGAGCAAACCCUAAGAUCUCAGGAACAAUUGCAAUUACAACAAUGGUCCCAAAAGAGAUGAACUUCGGACUCAAUGUGAGCCGAGUCCGAGCAAAGGCAGACGUUUCAUACAAAGGAGCCAAAUUGGGCGUCCUUAACUUGGAGAAGUGGCAAUCAGCUCAGUCGGAACGAAUGGAAGAGGACAAUUCUUUGAAAAUCGAAUCCCGAAUUAAGGAAGCUCCUUUGAACAUUACCGAUGAUGAUGUAUUCACGGAUGUUGUCCAAGCGCUCUUGUUCGGCGGGAAAACAGUCAUGCUCAAGGUCCAGGCUGUCGUCGAGGUUGAGAUUUCCACCGUUCUUGGAAAGCUUGUCAUCAAGGACCUUCCUGCUGAGGGAAAUGUUCCCGUAAAACCGAUCUCUACAGGCAAAGACUUCAGUUCACUGAAGCCUUCGGUAGGCGACCUGAAAGUUCUGAGUACAAGCAGGACAUCCCUCCACCUCCAAGCACAUGUCAACUUUACGAAUCCCACAGAAUACACAGCCAAAAUCCCGUACAUCAACAUACACAUUCUCAACAAUGGCUCUGUUAUUGGUGAUGCAACUGCACGAAACAUUACUGUUGGUCGCGGCAAUAACACCAACCUCCUUGUCCAGGCGACAUGGGACCCUACCACUUUUGGAGGGGAAAACGCGACGAAGAUAGGCCGAGAACUAUUGUCCCAAUACAUCUCAGGCUUCAACACUACUUUGACCUUCCAAACGCACUCCGGCUCUAUUCCUUUCCGACCCGACAUUGGAGAGGCCUUAAGCAAAUUUGCGUUCGAAAUUCCCACUCCCAGACUAUCAACCCCGGGUACGGGCGGUGAUGGUGAUGGCGAUCACAAGCCUCACUUCAUUGACGAUGCAACUUUUCAUUUAUUUUCUUCCACCGCUACUUUCACACUCAUUUCGCCCUUGCAAUACAGCAUUAUUUUCAUUGAAAGCAUUAAUGCAACUGCUCUUUACAACCACACCGAACCAAUAGGUACGAUUGAUUACGACCUACCUUUCAGUGUCCCUCCAGGAUCCAGUCAAUCUCCACGAUUGCCGGUUGACUGGUCUUUGGACAGUGUUGGUUACGAAAAGCUGCAGAAGGCUUUGGGUGGCACGCUCAAAUUAGACGCAAAAGGGACCGUUGGCAUUAGACUUGGGGAAUGGACGGAGACGGUUUGGUAUGUCGGGUCUGGAAUUGGCGCAAGAGUUUCUUUUUGA